AUGAUCCCCGAUUACCGCAUCCCCACUGCAGGACCGGCAAAGGUCUUAGCCGAAGCCACAGCGGGACCCGGGCGCUGGACGCAGGUGCUCUCCACCUCAGGUUCCAACUGCCGCAAGGAAGAUUCCUCGUGGCAGUUCGCACUGGAUGAGGCUCGAGUAUCCCCACCUGUCCGCGUCGGCUCCAAUCUAAAGCUGGGAAUGGUUUCCUCUAUCAAACAGAGGAACAGAGCCAGCUCACUGGGCUUCCGUCUCAUCGAUACCGACACCAUCUUUCAACAGACAGUGGGCCUUUCAAGACGUGCUUACGCAUCCAAGCACGGUUACAGCGAUUGCCGCGCUCAAGAGCUGAAGCUGUUGGAGGACGUCCUCGUUCAGAGCCCGACACGAUCCAUCAUUGUCUGCGGCCCAAUCUGUGUUGAUGGAUCAGGCCAAGCUCUUCUUCGCACCUUUGCGAAGGACCACCCCGUCAUCUACAUUCUCAGGGACUCGGAAGGCAUCUCACAGCAUUUGAAAUGCCCUGCGACGACUGUCUCCGGCAUAGUAGAGGCCGGCAACCCAACGUUUCGAUCUCUUUCCAACUUUGAAUUCUUCAAUCUUGCCGAAAGUCGGGCAGACCAGCGUUACAAUGGGCGCGAACCAAGCCUUCCUUCACAAAUACCGACACUGGCCUUGAAGGAGGUCCAGAAAGACUUUCUGCACCUGGUUUAUAGCAUUCAAGGCCGCGCAGCGGCUUGGACAGCACAAGCUCGCACGCCCACCGCGUUAGCAGCCCUGGAACGCAAGUUGUACACAUACGCCCUUCAGUUGCCGUUGGAGCAGGCACCUCAGAUGGCCUCGAUCCUGCGUCAACGAGAUUGCCUCAUUGACGCAAUCGAAUUUAGGGUAGACAUUUCAACCGUUUCAGGAACAUCUUCAUCAUUUGAUCACUCUGCAGCCAGCCACAUCACCAAAUGCUUCUGGCUGAUUCGGAACGCAUCUAGACUGCCCUUGAUCUUUCAUAUCUUGCCCCCUUCGGGAUCCCCGCGAGCAUCAUACGACACUUCGAAUCCUGCUAAUGCGGCGGAUCUUUACUGUCAGGUUGCGCUCUUCGCCUUGCGGCUUGUUCCUGAAUACUUGACCGUUGACCUGGGUCUCGGUACCGCGCUCGUCGAGAGCAUAAUUGUAGCCAAGGGACAUACCAAAAUCAUCGGCAAUUACCAUGACAGUAAUGCCAAUACCAGCGGUUGGAGGGACGAGCACCGCAUCUCACUUGUCAUUCAAGCCCAAGAUCUUGGGUGCGAUCUUGUGCGCAUUAGCCAGCCGGCUCUGUCUGAGGCUGACAACCUCGAAGCACAAGAAUUUCUCAGGACUGUGAGAGAGUCUAUAGGUAGCCGAACUCCUGUCAUUGCAUACAAUACUGGCCAUCUCGGUCGCAAGUCUCGGGUCCUUAAUCCGAUACUAUCACCGGUCGUCAGCACUCUAUGCACAGCGUCUACAUUCUCUCAACACCAAGAUAAGGAGGGGCUUUUCACUGUUCAGGAGGCGCAAAACGCCCUAUAUUCUUCAUUCACGCUAGAGCCUAUGCGAUUUGGAAUAUUUGGUCGUGGGAUCUUUUUCAGUCUCUCCCCGGCAAUGCAAGGUUCCGCCUUUCGAUACUCCGCCAUGCCCCAUACGUACCAGGCUUUCGAUUCGUCGUCCCUCCAGAACCUGGCUCUCUUUGUUAAGUCUACGAACUUUGGUGGUGCAAGCAUCACAUCUCCGUUUAAGCAGGAGAUCAUACCCUUGAUCGACUUCUUAAGCCCUGAUGCUCAGGCGAUCGGAGCUGUCAACACAGUCAUACCUUUGCGGAGUGUUGGCGAUAACGCGCUGCUAGAUCGGACGUCGAGAGGGCCGGUGUUGGCUCUUUACGGCGAGAACACGGAUUGGAUUGGAGUUCACACUAUGGUCCGCCGGAACCUGUCACCCGUGAAUGCCGUCAAGCCAUGGACAUCUAGCCUGGUACUAGGCGCGGGUGGCAUGGCCCAUGCGACUGUAUACAGCCUGAUACGACUUGGAGUGCAAAACAUAUGGAUAUGGAAUCGCACUAUGGCACAUGCGAAGACUCUUGCUGCGAGGUACAAUGGAAAGCGAUACUCUGUCCCGAGACCCGAUAUGGUGUUUUUGCAAGAGUCGCAAGACCGACAAGAAGACAAGUAUUUCGGCCCGGCGAACGUCAGGGUAGUUGAAACUCUAAACGAGGACUGGGAAGCCUCUGUCAGACUACCCACCAUAAUUGUAUCAUGCAUCCCCUCUCCAGAUAUCGAUAUCCCUUCGUCAUGGUUAUCAAGUAAAACUGGGGGAGUAGUCGUCGAGCUAGCCUACGACCGCCUCGAGACUCCUCUGUUGAAGCAAGUGCGGGAACUGGGAAGGCAUGAGUGGAUCAGAGUUCACGGCUUACAUGUGCUUCCCGAACAGGGAAUUGCUCAAUUUGAGCUUUUCACCGGUCGCAAGGCACCAGAGAAGUUGAUGCGCACCGAUAUGUUGCGCAGAUUUAAAAUUGCCGUGACCCGACCCUAA
Molecule: messenger RNA, 2535 nt
Organism: Diaporthe amygdali
Lineage: Eukaryota; Fungi; Ascomycota; Sordariomycetes; Diaporthales; Diaporthaceae
Exons: 4
Coding region: 1-2535 (844 amino acids)
Biological process (GO): shikimate metabolic process; chorismate biosynthetic process
Molecular function (GO): shikimate 3-dehydrogenase (NADP+) activity; 3-dehydroquinate dehydratase activity
Source: RefSeq, a predicted model, not a curated record